This is a messenger RNA of Chionomys nivalis (European snow vole), 1401 nucleotides long. RefSeq names its product serpin family B member 10 (gene Serpinb10). The coding region runs from base 67 to 1260 and encodes 397 amino acids. The transcript has 8 exons. Gene Ontology annotation, biological process: negative regulation of endopeptidase activity. The record is from RefSeq and is a predicted model, not a curated record. Gene Ontology annotation, molecular function: serine-type endopeptidase inhibitor activity. Lineage: Eukaryota; Metazoa; Chordata; Mammalia; Rodentia; Cricetidae.
GCCACAGUCUCUCACUAAAGGAACAGUUUGCCAAGUCUGCUCCCAGAAAGAGAAAUAAGGAACCCCAUGGCUUCUCUAGCAGUGUCCAUCAACCAGUUUGCCUUGGAGUUUAGCAAAAAGCUAGCUGAAUCUGCUGAGGGUAAAAAUAUGUUCUUUUCUCCUUGGGGCAUCUCAACUUCAUUGGCUAUGGUGUAUUUUGGUACCAGAGGUACCACUGCAGCCCAAAUGUCCCAGGUACUUCAAUUAGACAAAGGACGGCUCUUCAAAUCUGGCCCUGCUUGUGAAAAGAAGAGAAAAAUGGAAUUGAAUUCAGACAAGGUUGAAGAAAUGCACUCUGAUUUCCAGAACCUUGCUGCGGAAAUACUCAAGCCUGGAAAUUCCUACAUACUCAAAACAGCCAAUAGGAUAUAUGGGGAGAAAACAUAUCCAUUUCAUAAUAAAUAUUUGAAGGACAUGCAAACAUAUUUUGGUGCAGAACCACAGUCUGUUAACUUUGUUGGAGCUUCUGGCCAGAUCAGAACAGAGAUCAACUCCUGGGUGGAAAGUCAGACUGAGGGUAAAAUUGCAAAUCUCCUCCCUGACGACUCGGUGGACUCCAUGACUAAGAUGGUGCUGGUGAACGCCCUUUACUUUAAAGGGACCUGGGAGCAUCAAUUCUCAGUGCAGAACACUACUGAAAGGCCUUUCAGAAUAAACAAGACCACCACCAAACCAGUGCAAAUGAUGUCAAUGAAAAAGGAUCUUCAGGUCUUCCACAUUGAGGAGCUGCAAACCAUAGGCCUUCAACUCCACUAUCAGAACCGUGACCUUAGCUUGUUUCUUCUGCUCCCGGAAGAAGUAAAUGGCCUGGAACAGCUAGAAAGAGCUAUCACUUACGAGAAACUGCAGGAGUGGACCAGUGCAGACAUGUUGGACACCUUUGAAGUGCAGUUGUACCUCCCCAAGUUCAAGCUGGAAGAAAGUUAUGAUCUGAAGUCAGUCCUAAGCAGUAUGGGGAUGACUGAUGCUUUCAGUCAUAGCAAAGCUGAUUUCUCAAACAUGUCUUCAGACAGGAAUCUAUUUUUGUCCAAUGUUUUCCACAAGACUUUUGUGGAAAUAAAUGAAGAAGGCACAGAGGCCACAGCUGGCACUGGAAGUGAGGUCGAUCUUCGAAUUAAGACACCUUCCAUCGAGUUCAAUGCCGAUCAUCCAUUCCUAUUUUUCAUUAGGCACAACAAAACCAGUAGCAUUCUCUUUUAUGGGAGAUAUUGCUCACCCUAAGCUCUUCAUCUCUCAUUAAAUGCAAGCAUCUUGAUGGUACCAAAUAAACAAUCAGAAACCAUGAUCAUGAGAUGAAAAAGCAAUCAUCACAAAAUCAUCCCAUAGUCUAUAAGCAUUUCAUACUCUAAUAAUAAUAAAUGA